AUGAAAGUCCAUUAUAUUAAUAUAUUAUUGUUUGCGCUUCCAUUAAGUAUAUUGUUAUUAUCAUCACAGGUGUAUAAUCAUAGGAACUAUUACAUCACAACCCUUCAUACACAAACCAAUAGAUCAUUAUGUGAAUGCGAAUUAUAUGCACCUUCCAACUAUGAUAAUGACCCACAAAUGAAAAAAGUAAUGCAACAAUUUGAUGAUCGUAUAUCACAAAGAUUUAAAGAAUACAAUGAAAGGAUGAAAACUACACGCCAGAAAUGUAAAGAUAAAUGUGACAAAGAAGUCCAAAAAAUUAUUUUAAAAGAUAAAUUAGAAAAGGAAUUAAUGGACAAAUUUGCCACAUUACAAACUGAUAUAAAAAGUGACUCCAUUCCAACAUGUAUUUGCGAAAAAUCCUUAGCAGAUAAAACAGAAAAAUUUUGUCUCAACUGUGGUAAACAUAUGGGAGCAAUUGCACCCUGGUGGGGGUUGAUCUGUGGUACAGGGUAUGCGGGAUGGUCACAUUAUGUUGCCGGAAUUACUGCAAAACUUGCCACAGAUGCGGGUAUUGAGGAAGGUCUAAAAGUUGGUUUGGCUAAAGUCACGGUAAUAGCAAAAGAUUUAUCAAAGGGUUUAGGUGAGAUACCUACAAUUAAGGUACUACAAGAGAUUAUUGCGGGAAAGUUUACUGAUAGAGUAACACUUCAUGGUAUAUUUAAAUGUAUAAGCAGUAAUAUGAACGGCCAACUGCAGGCGGAUAAGUAUGAACUAUUUUCCGCAACAGUAGAUACUAUGGCUAAACAAACGCUUACUAGGUUUAAUAAUUGGUAUCCUACACCAGCAGCAGCAGUUGAAAAUGCUGUUGCUAAUGCUAAAGCAGGUGUAUUGGCAGAGGGAGCCAGUAAAACUAGUAGCUUAAUUACUCCUAUAACUGCUUCGGUUGUUACAAUAGUAGUCAUAAUUUUAAUUAUGGUGAUAAUAUAUUUGAUUUUACGACAUCGACGAAAAAAAAAAAUGAAGAAAAAACUCCAAUAUAUAAAAAUAUUAGAAGAAUAA
Plasmodium reichenowi is the source of this 1041-nucleotide messenger RNA. Its product is annotated as rifin. The record is from RefSeq and is a predicted model, not a curated record. Bases 1 to 1041 code for a protein of 346 amino acids. Lineage: Eukaryota; Apicomplexa; Aconoidasida; Haemosporida; Plasmodiidae. The transcript has 2 exons.